GCGAGCGAGAAGAACGGGUCCAGGCAAGGCAAAUAGCAAUAUUCAUAUUUAGCAACAACAACAACCUUUUACGAACAAUGAUUAUUCCGUUAUGUAGACUGGAAGAAUGAUGAAAUGUGUGCCAUGUUUCACCACAAACACACGGAUGAAAACACCGGACUGUGAUAAACAGGAUGUGGCCGUGUUUCUCUGGAUGUUUGACAGUCGGUGAAUACGGGGCAGACCUUGUGAAUCUAACCUCAUCCACCCAUCCAUCCACCAGCCGUCUGAAUCCCCAACGAUAAAGUAUUCAAAACCACAAAAUAAUGUAGCAGAAAGCUUUGGCCUUGGAGCUGUUUGACCUCUUUUAACCCCCAUUUUUUUCUGGGUCCGGUGCAUUUCAAGUCUUGGUUUUUAGAUGGGGCUGAGCACAACUCUUAAGUUCACACUCAUUUGUAAAUUAUUAGACCAAUGUGCCGUGUUUGCCUGCCGUCCCUUUCCCCAGCUGUUCACUCACUUCAGCUCUCUGUCGUUUGUUUGAAGUGAUUCAAUCCAGUCAAUCAGGAUGAACGGCUCUCUUUUAACCCCGCCCAGCCCGCGGGCGGCUAACUCCUCCCCUUUACCUCCCUCCCCCUCCCCGUCCCCCUCCCCUCCGUCUCCCUCCAUGCUGCCCCUUUGCCCCCGGCCCCCCCUCUGCCCCCUCUGGUGAGCCCCCCCACAGCCUCACCCGUCCUCCCUAUCUGACACCCCAACGCCGUCCCCCUCGCCUUGCCUGAGCUGGACCGAGUUCUGUGAGCUCCACGCCCGCGUUGCGGCCGGUGACUUCGCUCGCCACUUUCGGGCUUUCCUCCUGGAGAACCCCCACUACUCCCCGGAUUCGGCGGCAGCCUUCUGUCGGCGCUUCACCGACCGCUUCGUCCGCCACUUCCAAAGCGAGCUGGAGGCGCUCCCGCCGAGCUGUGCUUCUGCGAGGGACGACAUGGCGAGCUGGGCUCCCCAGUCAGACGCUACUUCCCUGGAAGAAGAAGCGGUCUCCCCCCUGUCGGCGUCCGGGGGAGCCGUCCUCCCGUGUCCCCCGACCAACGCGACGCGGCCGUUAUCCAAGCCCACGCCGGCACGGCUGGUGUUGGAGAACCGCUGUGGGGACAGGUUUCAAGAUUCCUACGCCCACAGCCAAGUCCUGCCUCCAUCUUCAUCAUCCUCGUGUUGCUCCUCGGUGGGAGGGAACAACGGGAGGCGUGAGGAGAGGGGGGCCAUGGUUGCCCCUGGAAACGGGGAAGCACCGGUUGAGGAAGAGGAGGACAGCUGGUUAGGGGUAGCGUCCGUCGGGGAAGACGUUGAGCCAGAGGAGCAGGAAGUAGAGUCUGCCGAGGCGGACGACUCCUCCUACCCUCAGAUUCCACCAUCCUCUCCUCCGCCGGGCUCCAAAGGGAACGGUACGCCCAACUCCUCCAAAAACAAACUGAAGAAGCGUUUCUCCCUGCGGAGUGUGGGUCGCAGCGUGCGGGGGAGCGUCCGGGGUAUCCUGCACUGGCGGAGCUCGUCCAGCGACUCGGCCCAGAGCCCGCUGCCCUCCAGCUACAGCUACACCAUGGGUGUGCAGGACGCCGCCAUGGUCUCCAGCUCAAAGAGGAACUCUGGUACGCAGCCUCCCACACCCACUUCCUCCAUGCCCGUCUCCCUGUCCAUGCCCCUCUCCCUCCCCCACUCCUCCUCCUCUUCGCUGCCGCCCUCAUCCUCCAGCAGUGCCACCUCCCUGUCUCUCUCGGAGGCCGCCCGGGAUCGGCGGCGGAGCAACGGCGAAGGAGGCGAGAAGGAGAAGUGGAGCCAUCGUCUGGAGAAGCUCAGACUGUCCCGAUCUCCUCCUCCCGUGCUCACCCCGACCGCCGGCCCCCACUCUGGCUCCUCCACGCUGCCCCCAAGCAGCGCCUCCGCUGCCAUGGGACCUCCGAGGAAGGUGGGCCGGCUGGUGAGGGAGGGUGGCGUGAGCGUCAGCUCGUCCACCGACGAGUUCAGCGGAAGCCACGGCUUCUCUGGCUUCUCGUUCGGUCUGCUGCAUCACGGUACGGACAACAACAACUCGGCCUCGGCUUCGUCGGCUGCAGGUCCGGUUCAGCCGCUGGCCAGCGGAGGGAACGUCCCCUGGAGAGGAGGACGAUGGCACAAGUGUCGUCUGGUCCUCAAAGAGAGAGACCGAGAGGGUGGAGAGAGGGGAGAGGAGUACUACCUGGAAUUCUUCAUUCCACCUAAAUCAUCAAAGCCCCGGCUGACCGUCCCCUGCUGCUCGAUCGCGGAUGUGAGGAGCACCACGGCGCUGGAGGUCCCCGACAAGGAGAACACCUUCCUGCUGCAGCUGGAGGGGUCGGCGCAGUACGUGAUCGAGACGCGUGACGCCGUUCAGAUGAGAGCUUGGCUGAGCGACAUCAGGAACGGUAUCUGUCUCAGUGAACAGGAGGACACUGAAGGAGUGACGGUGGGGCCGUUGGACAUCAGCGGGACGCCAGAGAUCGUUGACCGUCUUUCACAAGUGUGUUACGGAGGCAUCGGAGGCUCCUCUCCUCUGAUGGAUAAUCUCCCACCGGAGCUGCCACCUCGAGCCCCUCUCGACGAACCAGACAGCCGGAUUCUCGGCGGAGGCGGGGUCGGCCUCGGCACACCUUUUGCUGAGACGCCAGACGCCACAGGCUCCUUCCUGUUCUCGGAGGUGACCCCUGCCGAAGCGGUGGAGCACCCGCUCAGCGAGUGUCAGUGGUUCCACGGCACCCUGUCCCGUCUCAAAGCUGCUCAGCUGGUGUUGGCCGGCGGCCCGGCGAGCCACGGCGUCUUCCUGGUCCGCCAGAGCGAGACGCGGCGCGGAGAAUACGUCCUCACCUUCAACUUCCAGGGAAAAGCCAAGCAUCUCCGUCUGUCCCUGAACGAGGACGGUCAGUGCCGAGUGCAGCACCUCUGGUUCCAGUCCAUCUUCGACAUGUUGGAGCACUUCAGGGUUCACCCGAUCCCCCUGGAGUCCGGCGGCGCCUCGGACGUCACGCUCAUCAGCUUCGUGGGCGCCACCGCUGUUCGCCAGCCAGACUUGACCAGCAGACCCCGUAGCCCUCCUCAGCCUCCUCCUCCCCCGCUGCCGCCGGGCCGGCCCCCGCCCCCAACUCCUCCCCAGGAGCGAGUUAACGAGCCGGAGGCAGCAGGAGGUGGAGCGCCCGCCGCGGUGACGAUGGCGUCUACGACAGGAGGAGGAGGAGGAGGAGGAGGAAGUGGAGGUGGAGGAGGAGGAAGCGGAGGCAGCGGAGGAGGAAGUGGAGGAGGAGGAGUGGAAGACUGGGAGGAGAGGGACAGGGACACUCCUCUACGCCAACUAGAAGCUGUGGAGGGGGAGGAGAGGGAGGGAGCGAGGGCGCCCCGAGCCAUCGACAACCAGUACUCCUUCUUCUGAUGAAGGGAAGACCAGGAGGAGGAGGAGUGUGUAUGUGUGUUUGUGUUUGAGUGUGUGUGUGAGCGGACGUGAGAUUGGAUGAGGCGGCGUACAUCAUAGCCAUUCAUAACCAGUAUUUUUAUUUUGUUAGCAAGGUGGAGGAGGAGGAGAAGGAGGAGGAGGAGUAAAAGUACUAACACUACAGGAGAGAGAGAGAGAGAGAGAAGACGGAGAGACGGAGAGCAGCUUUACAACACUAACUAGCGGUACAUUUCUUUUUUAUUUGUGUUUUUUAGUCCGAUAAGCUUUGUUUUGUGUUUUUCUGCUGGUUCGAUUCCCAGCGACCUCUUUGUUGCUCAUGAGCAGCAGCGAGAGCUCGAACACGUCGAUGCCAGCAGUCCUGAUACCUCAAACCCCCCGUGGUCCACACACUAGCCAGAGGCCAAACUCUCUCUACAGGCGUCUGUACGGUACGGAGGCCCCGAGAGGCCAAACAACAUGAUCCAAGUCUGAUCGUAGUUGUUUUAUCUCUCCUGUGUUUGUGGCGUAAGAACAAGUAAAAAAAUAAAAAGGUUUUACCAGGAUUAGUUCCUUAAUAUUUAAAUUUAUUAAGAUGAAUAAUGAUGUAUUUGUUGCUGUGAUACAACAUUUGAGACGGAUCACAAAAGUCACGGUUUGGAUUGCUUCAUGGUUUUCAGUCACAGAAAAAAUAGGGAGAAUAUAACUUUAACGUAACUUCUCACGGAUUGCCGAUCGUCAAUGAUAUAUUUUGCAGAUAAAGAUUUUAUUUGUUGUUGUUUUGUUUUAUUAUUGCAGCUGGUCUACAAAACCCCACACUAUUAUUUUUCACCAUCGUCACAAAAAAUAAUUUCAACCCCUCUGAAGUUAAUUUAAACCAUCAAAAGAAUGUAAUCUAUAUUUUGUUAUUUACAUAAAAACACACAAUUCAAAUGUUAAGGAAAUAAUAGAUUGUAUUUUUAUGGAUUAAAACAAAUCUAGUCAUUAGUAGUUUUAAUGAUGUAUUAUAAUCUGCUUAGAGGAAGUGUUAGGAAGUUGAAAAAAAACUACAUUUUACGAGAUUACAUGUGAACACAUCAUGAUAACGUCAUAAUUAACCUUCACCCAAUACUCAUUUUCACUGAACAGAGCCUGAGCGCAUCAUAAAGUAACACAAUGGAACCUCCGUAUUUUAGCCGUUAGGUGUGCUGCUAACGUUACUAGCUCACCUCCUGUUGAUUUAAACACAGAUUUUUUGUUCAUAAUGUAAAAUGAGCGACUAGAAAACAAUAAUAAUUAAUCCCACGAUCCCAUACUGAUGUUUCUGAACAUCGACUGAUUAUAAGAUCGCCGUUAAAACUUUAUUCAUACUGUGAUUAAUGACAUUCAUGUUUUCCUCCAGGAUAGUUUUAAUUUACAUAACUUGCCAAAACACAAUAUAUAUGAUAAUGUGUGUAAAAAGGCAUUAAAACUCACCUGGAAGAAAACAUGAAUGCUUUUAGUUCUAUGAAGAACAUUUGGUAGUGGCGCACUUCUGCCUCUUGUGGCCAAAAUGAGUAUUACAACAACAAACACAAUAACAAAAACGAUCCUGACAACAACAACAAAAGAUUCACCAACGAUCCUGUUAAAACCUUUUUCCACCUGUUCUAAAGUCAUAAACGCAGGUAUGAAAACACUUUUUUCCUCUCAGGGCUUCCUUAGUUCUAUGACAAGAAAGACCCAAAACGUAACGCUGUUUCCGGUACGGAGAGCACGUCACAGCAGACUCCAUUCAAAAGAUCAUCAUAUUAGCAUCAAUACAUGAUUACACUCAAGUCUGAUUGGAAGAUUAUGUGAACUUAAAGUAAACACAACAUGUGGUUGAAUGUAUAAAUACUACUACUAAUAAUAAUACUUUUGAAAUGUGCUUUUCUUUGUUAUACGUUAUUGUAUAUUUAAUAUCUUUAGACUUUUGUUUUCGGGGUAAAACUAUUUGAAGAGUACGUCCGCAGAUUUUUAUGGACGUUAUACUAAAAUAAGGAAAAAGCUUUAUUGAUCCCAAGCAUAAGCACAAACACACCAAUGGUACAUAAAGAAAAUAAGUAAAAUGAAUACAUUUAAAGAGGUAUAUAAAACAGAAAUAUAUAUACCUCUUAACUAAACGAGUGCAUUUGGAGAGAAAAAUUGUGAGGCAAAGUGACAUUGGUGUGUUUCUUUGCACUCGUCUAGCAUUUGUUAGAAAGAUGAAUCUCCAGAUUAAUUGAUAACAAAUAUAAUCCUUAAUUUAAGCCCUGUUGUCUAUUACUCUGUUCAUAAGCAGAACAAGAUUGUUUAAAAUAAAAGGGAUAUUAUCUGUAUAAGAGUUCCUCAAAGAACACGUUGGCCAGAACACUAAGCAGCAUUAAAUCAACAGUUUUUUCAAUGGAGUCUGGUGUGUUGUCUCUCAACAUAAACACAGAGUUUUGGGUCAGAGUGGAACCAGAACCGGAGCAGACGGGAAACUUUUACCUCAGUCACACUCAACAGCAUCACUCAGUAAAUGUCUCUCUCUUUCUCUCUGACACAGAAGAGGAAAUGAUUCAUGAUACCAAUAACAAUAAUUAUUGAUGGAAAUAAUAUUAAUAUUAAUAAUAAUGACGGUCAGAAUAAUAGUAUUAAUUUUAUUUGUUUUUAAGACACCUUUUUAUUUUGUAUAUGCUUACUCGAUGUAACACUUGUUCCAACUCCAUCUUGUAAUUGAAAAUGUGUUUGUGCCUUUUUUUUGGGAUAAAAAGAAGGAAAGAAUAUAUAUAUAUAUAUAUAUAUAUAUAUAUAUAUAUAUAUAUAUAUAUAUAUAUAUAAAAGAUUUGAUCUAAUGCCUCGUUGUCAAGGCUUCAGUUAUCCUCACUCUCUUUUCAUGCUGUCUUCUCCUCCUCCACCUCACCCUCCAUUCAUCAAGGGUUAAAAAAGAAAACUAAAAAAAACCAAUUAGCAGAAAAUGUCAAUGAAAAUACCUACUUUUUCUACUUGUGCCUUUUCUGUGUCUGUUGUCAUCAUCGUCUUCAUCAUUCAGUUCAGAGCUUGCCUGUUUUCUUUAUGCACCACAUCGACCCCCCCACCCCCGUCGUUUCUACCGCUCUUUUCUUUGCUCAUGUAUUUGUCUAUAUGCCCCCCCCCCCCCAAAAAAACUUCCCUUACUCAUCAUGUUCAGUGUCCUUUUCUCGGUUUCUCAAAACUCUUUGUGCCUUUCUCUGUCUCUUUUCUCUCUUUGCUGGGACCGUGUGUUGAGGGCGGGCAGCGUCGUCUGUCCUCCCCCGUGUGGUUAGUUUCAGGUACUACAUUGAAUUUAAUGAUAUAAUAUAAAUAUAG
Molecule: messenger RNA, 6715 nt
Organism: Anoplopoma fimbria (sablefish)
Lineage: Eukaryota; Metazoa; Chordata; Actinopteri; Perciformes; Anoplopomatidae
Gene: sh2b1
Product: SH2B adaptor protein 1
Biological process (GO): intracellular signal transduction
Cellular component (GO): plasma membrane
Molecular function (GO): transmembrane receptor protein tyrosine kinase adaptor activity
Source: RefSeq, a predicted model, not a curated record